UCACUUACUACUGAGGUCACGUGCGUUGAAUUUUCAGGUGUUUAGUCUGCUUGCGACUCUGGCCUUAUUAACUGCUUUCACGCAAACCUCCAAGCCUCGGUUCUGCUGUAGCGAGGGUCGAGUACUAGGUUGUUUAAUCUACAAAAAGAUGACGGUGCACAUUGCCAAGGUCAAGGUCAGACCUCGGAAAAACUUACCCCCGAACGUCUGUGCAGUAGAGCUCUCAAAUAUGCUAGGGUGCUGGGCAGCAACAGGCGACUUGCUAGCCAGCAAUCAAUGUCAAGCAGCGGCCGAGACUUUGUUUCAAUGCAUGCGCACCGCACCUAUCCGCGGCAAACAACCUAGAUCGUCGAUAAAUUACCACCUCGCUAGACUGGGCAGAAACUCCAAAUAGUCUUAUAUGAUCUGCAGUUCUUCAUACGCAGCCGCAUGAGUUUCAGCAACGCCUGGCUUUUCAUUCAAUUUUAUUUUAAAGCGUCAUACGUCAGAUCAUGACAUGCAUUUUCCGCUCUGUUUUCCUGUUGUACUGAUUCCAGGAACGUGUUGUAAGUCCUCCACCAGAAAACCCUAGAUUCCUCUUGGAUAUGCAGGGUCCGUAGUGUCUUCAUGACAUUCGAUGAAUAGCCUGUACCUUUCUUUGGACAUGUGUGAGCGUCCCAAGUAUAAAUUCGCUCUGAAUUCAA
Suillus bovinus is the source of this 683-nucleotide messenger RNA. RefSeq lists its product as uncharacterized. The coding region runs from base 149 to 394 and encodes 81 amino acids. Gene Ontology annotation, cellular component: mitochondrial small ribosomal subunit. NCBI's taxonomy places the organism in Eukaryota, Fungi, Basidiomycota, Agaricomycetes, Boletales, Suillaceae. The transcript is spliced from 3 exons. Gene Ontology annotation, biological process: mitochondrial translation. Gene Ontology annotation, molecular function: structural constituent of ribosome. The record is from RefSeq and is a predicted model, not a curated record.